AUGGCAUCUGGAAAUAUCGUGAAACUGGACAUUGGUGGCACCGUCUUCAAAACCACGAAAUCCACGUUGACAAGAUUCGAUGGAAUGCUCAAAGUGAUGAUGGAAACUGAAAUUCCUGUCGAAAAAGACGAAUCCGGAUGCAUUUUCAUCGAUCGCUCGCCAAAACAUUUCGAUGGAAUUCUGAAUUUUCUGAGAGAUGGUCAAGUGACGCUUCCGGAUUCCGAAAAAGAGAUUCUAGAAAUUGAACAAGAAGCUCAGUUUUAUCAAUUGGAUGGUUUGAUGAAAUUGUGCAAAAUGUAUUUACUCGACGUUUGCAUCUUUGAAAUCGAAAGAAUUAAUUUCAGACAAUUGGAGCCUACCAAUAACUUCCGAAUCAUUGAAACCGACAAGGAGAUGUUCGAAAUCAUCACUCAUCCAAAAAAAUCAGUUCUUGUUAUCCACCUUCCAGCUUAUCACGAUGGUACUAUUACAUACCCGCUUGGAUUUGAUGCAAACAUUUUAUCGACAAAAUAUGGAUCGAACUUUGACAUUUAUUACAAACCGUACAAAAUAAAUAACGAUCUUCCCAAGGAGGCAGCGCCCAAAGCGCCUCCACACGCACAUCCCUGCAAGGAGGCCUUGAAGGAGCCCUUUUUCGUUAUUUAUCAGGCUGGCUGCAUUCAUGCCCGUCCACGACGACAUAUGCGUGGAACAGUGACGUUCAUGCAAGCGGUUGAAAACGAAAUCGCGCUACGUUAUAAACUAAAUGAUUCCAGUCUAAAGAUGUCAUCUGGAAAUAUCGUCAAACUGAACAUCGGCGGAACCUUUUUUCAAACCACGAAAUCCACGUUGACAAGAUUCGAUGGAAUGCUCAAAGUGAUGAUGGAAACUGAAAUCCCUGUCGAAAAAGACGAAUCCGGAUGCAUUUUCAUCGAUCGUGACCCAACUCACUUCAGAUUAAUUCUGAAUUUUCUGAGAGAUAGUCAUGUGGCGCUUCCGGAUUCCGAAAAAGAGAUUCUAGAAAUUGAACAAGAAGCUCAGUAUUAUCUAUUGAGUGGUCUGAUGGAGUCGUGCAAAAGAAAAUUGGAACACUCUGCCGUAAAGAAAAUUCCACCCAACCAUAACCUUCGAAUCAUUGAAACCGACAAGGAGUUGCUCGAAAUCAUCACUUAUCCAAAAAAUGCAGUUCUUGUUAUCCACCUUCCAGUUACUUACAGUGGUGCUAUUAUUUACCCACAUGGAUUUGAUGUCAACGCUUUAUCGAUGAAGUAUGGAUCGAUUUUUGACAUUUAUUACAAACUGUAUAAAACACACCAUAAAGUUACCAGCGACCCGUGUUUCGAUAUUUAUGAAGUUAACUCGAUUCAUGCCCGUCCACAUCCACAUUCAUAUUAUCUAGAUAGAACAUUUGCGUUCAUGGAAACGCUUGAACGCGAAAUCGCCAGCCAUAUCAGAACAAAUGGCUAUUAG
Caenorhabditis remanei is the source of this 1449-nucleotide messenger RNA. RefSeq lists its product as uncharacterized. The record is from RefSeq and is a predicted model, not a curated record. The transcript has 8 exons. NCBI's taxonomy places the organism in Eukaryota, Metazoa, Nematoda, Chromadorea, Rhabditida, Rhabditidae. Gene Ontology annotation, biological process: protein homooligomerization. The coding region runs from base 1 to 1449 and encodes 482 amino acids. Gene Ontology annotation, molecular function: protein binding.